Molecule: messenger RNA, 1323 nt
Organism: Caenorhabditis angaria
Lineage: Eukaryota; Metazoa; Nematoda; Chromadorea; Rhabditida; Rhabditidae
Source: the annotation of a GenBank genome assembly
AUGUCAUUUUGGCAUAAUGCAUGGCCUCUUGAAAUGUUUUUAUCAGUUACCGCACUGAUUUCAAGUUGUUGUUUUCUUUUUAUUAUUUCGAGUGUCAGUUUUGUUGAAAAUCGUUGUCGACCAUUUUUGAUACAAUUUUGUGUUUCUUUAAUUCUUCUAUCAAUUGCACACGGUGUCAAAACUUUUGAUUAUACAAUUUCGGAAAAAUCGAAAAGUGGAAAGUAUAUUGAAUCAGGUAAAUUGUCAUAAACAGGAAGUAGUGAAAAUAGGAGUAAGGUGAUAAAAGUGCAAAUUAACUACAGUAACCAAUUUUGGCAAUUUUCAGAUUUGUUCAAGUUCUUUGAUUUGAUUCAUGAAUUCUCAUAUUGUAUGGAAUCAUUUUCCUUGCUUUCAUUUACAAUUGGUUAGUAUUUGAAAAAACAUGUCGAUUUUCUCAAGACAGAAUAAAUUUCAGAAAGAUAUUGGAAUUCUCGCAAUGGUUCAAAAACAACCUAUAUUUUCUAUAUUUUUGUUGUGAUCUUAUUAACUCUCAAUACAUUGGUUUCAUAUUAUUUUGCGAUUUCUUCAAGAUCUUGUAAGUUUCUUCUGGAAUUUUUUGAAACUUACCAAAAACAAAUUCAGAUUCUGAUUCGAUUGUUAUUAUUCCAAUGUCUCUCAUAUCAGCCCUUGAUAUUGUUUCAUUAGCAAUUCUAACAAGAUUAUUUCAAAACUCAGCAAAUCGAUAUAAAAAAACAACUGGAAUGAUUAGUUUAGAACAAAGAUAUCAAAUAUCAGGUAACUAUAAUUUCCACUAAUUGAAUUUCUUCUAAAUCUUCGAAAUCUCAAUUUCAGAUGUCUAUUAUUGGUCAAAAACUUUAAUUCCAGUGAUUUUUGUUGGAGUUAUAAUAAAAUUAUUAUCCCUAAUAUCUGCCUGGAUUGUUAUGUUAAAUGAAGGACCAGUCGAAGCAUUCUUCAAUUUUUUCCAUGAAAAUGUGAGAUUUUUCUGUUAUUUUGAUAAAAAUCACUGCUCUUAAGUAGAUCAUUGUUCACUCGAAGUAUACGUAAUUUUCCAAUUCAAUAAUUUCAGCACAGACAUUGUCUAUAUCUGAAAAUCAAAUGUUUUCAAAAUAAUAAGUACAAACUUUUUUCCAGAUUCUCGAUGCUUAUACAAUAAUUCUACCAUAUUUGGUUGUUCGAAGACAUCGAUUAUUGAACAAAAAACUGAUAAGAGCAAAACUUCGAAUAAGUCCAGAAAUAACUAUCAAAACGCUGGAAGGAAAAAUUGUGAAUAUGAGAGGAUCAGCUCACGAUCAUUUUAAUAUUUUACACGAACAUUGGAAAUGA